This is a messenger RNA of Dicentrarchus labrax (European seabass), 8771 nucleotides long. RefSeq names its product collagen alpha-1(I) chain. Bases 201 to 5699 code for a protein of 1832 amino acids. The transcript is spliced from 68 exons. NCBI's taxonomy places the organism in Eukaryota, Metazoa, Chordata, Actinopteri, Moronidae. The record is from RefSeq and is a predicted model, not a curated record. Gene Ontology annotation, molecular function: extracellular matrix structural constituent.
UGCCUGAGGAAGAGAGGUGAAGAGGAUGACAACUUAGUCUGUAUCGCAGUCCAAGUUCAAGUGCCGUCCAACGAUGUUCCUCACUUCGACUUUUAACUAAUGAGAACCACACUAGAGCUGGGUUUACGUCCAGAACACAUUUUGGCUCUCUCUUUUGCAUGUCUUUAAAACUUAAUUACAAAGGUGAUUAAACCGGGAAGAUGUUCAGCUUGUUGUUGAAAUGGACACUUUGCCUUCUCGGGCUCACAACGACGAGCAGCGCCUCACCUGACGAUGCACCGGCGGAUUUUGGAGGCGAGUCCGGCUCCGGGAUGCUGCGCGCAGAUGAGGUGAGCAUUCUGCAGGAGCUUUCUCUUCAGCUGUUGAACAGCAGUAACACCUCCAUGACUGUGGAUGACAGUAGGUGUCCGGUCCUACAGGUGGGGCAGUACUCCACCUUGGCUCUCCCUCUCCAACAGCUCCUCACUGACGGGUUUGCAGAUGAGUUCAGUUUGCUGGUGCAGCUGCGGAGUCCUCAGAGAGACGAACGCAGUGUCUUCACCAUGCUCAGCCCCGACAGCCACGUUAUGCUGCAGCUGCGGAUCAGUGCUUACGCCGUCAUCUUCAUAGGAACACAGCAACGACACUAUGAGUUCCCAGUCAGCGGUCUGUCUGAUGGAAAGUGGCACCAUGUGGCCAUCAGUGUGUCUGCCAAGCGGCUGGCGCUGUAUGUGGACUGCUCUCUGCUGGAGAGUGUGGACUGGGUUUACCAUGGCAUGGGGAUCAGCGCUGACGGCCUAUUCAUGGUGGGAGGCAUCAUUGAGGGCUUCGAGACUCCAUUUGAAGGUCAUCUCCGGCAGCUGACCUUCCUCAUGGGCACCCCAGACGCAGCCCAGCAACACUGCAGUCACCACCCGCCCCGCUGUGGUGAGACCGCCCCCAAGCCUCCUCGCUCCCCACGCACCAACAAUGCCCUGGAGAAUAUACUCCUGUCCUCGAAUGACCUGGAGGACCUGCUGGGGAAUCCCGAGGACAAGUCAUUUUUGGGCUUUGGUAGAACUAAUAUGUUUCUACGACGAGGGAGUUCUCGAGGGGACGGGACGGUACCUUCAGGAUCCAAUCGGUCCAAAGGUUCGGUAGGUCGUGGGGAUGUCUUCGUGGUGGACGAGGACACAGACUUGUUGGAUCCAAUCUUCCAAAAUGGCGGACAAGUCAACCCUCAGUGGAAACCCUCCAGAAAUGGAUUUAAGGGAAACCAGAAGGGAAAACCUGAACUCUCGUCAAAACUAUUGGAGGAGAACAUUACCACAGACAAAAAGGCAGACUCCGGUGGGAGGACUUCAUCGCUUUUCCCUGGAAAACCAUCCGAUGACAUCAUUGAUCUGGACACGGGGAGUGCUACCAAGAAGCCCUUGGUGGGAUUUCCUGUACUUCCGAAGAUCCCUUCAGAUCCCAGAACAUCCACAGACUCAAACAAAUUAAGGGAGGAGACAGAUGAAAGGUCUAAGUCUGUUUCACCUACACCUCAUGUCAUUAUCUAUGGUCCAUCUGCAAAGGCAGUAGUUGAGGAUGAGAGACCCAUCACCACCGAUCACAGAGCUGAGCACAAUGGAAAACAACUAGACAAGGAGCGCCCUGGCAUUGUGACCAUUGUUUCCAGAGACAAAGACCUGGUCCUGGGCUCAGAUGGCAAAAAGUACAGGCUCCAGAGAGGGCCACCAGGCCGAAUGGGUCCCCCAGGGCAGGAAGGCUGUCCUGGUGAGCCUGGCCUGCCUGGGUUUAAAGGUGAUAAGGGUAAGAUGGGGCCUGAAGGAAGUACAGGAAAAAGGGGGGUGCCAGGACCUCCUGGACCAGCAGGUCUACCAACCCUCUACCUGUGGAAGAACACAGCAGAGGAGUGGGCUGCCUUUCAGCAAACCAAUUUCUACCAGUUACUUCUUUCUGGUUGGCCUAGCAAAGAAGGCCCUGAAGGACCACCUGGAGAGAUGGGCAGGCUCGGCUCACAGGGGCCACCUGGUGAACCUGGGGAGCGAGGACAGCCAGGGAUGCCAGGAGAGAUGGGUGAGCGGGGUCACAGGGGCCCUCCAGGACGAGAUGGGGCCCCAGGGAGAGAUGGGGAAAAUGGAGAAGAUGGUCAGCCUGGGUCACCUGGUGCUCCUGGAUCACAGGGCCUGUGGGGAUACAGGGGAGAACGAGGGUCCAAAGGGGAGAAAGGUGAUGAGGGUCUCAUUGGCCUCAAGGGUCCAAGAGGGGAAAUUGGCGACCCUGGUGAGAAGGGCUCAACUGGUGCACCUGGCAGACCUGGCCUUGUCGGACCACCAGGGCCUCAGGGGAUCCGAGGUGGCUACGGGCCAGAGGGGCCCCGUGGGCCUGAUGGAGACAGUGGGCCGGAUGGCCCCCCAGGUCUGCCAGGGCUGCAGGGCGCACCGGGUUUUACAGGACGAGUCGGCGCUCAAGGAGUUAAUGGCUCAAGGGGGGACAUGGGACCUGCUGGCAGUGUCGGUCCCAUAGGCCCGCAGGGCCCUCCAGGUUUAGAGGGACAGAUGGGACCUCCAGGACUCAGAGGACCCCAAGGACAUCCAGGACUGGUGGGUGCUCCUGGACCUAAAGGAGAUCCUGGGCCUGUGGGGCCUAUGGGUGCCCGAGGGGAUCCCGGCUUUGAGGGCCCCAUGGGUUCACCAGGGGGACAGGGUCCUAUGGGUUUUCCUGGGAUACUGGGUAUAAGAGGACCAGAUGGGGACAAGGGAGAUCCAGGGCCUAAAGGGGACAAAGGUAUUCAUGGGGCAGCAGGUAUUAGGGGUCCUCAGGGAGAGAGGGGCCCCACCGGCUUCCUAGGUUUCCCAGGCACCAAGGGCCAGCCUGGUCCCACAGGCACUGAGGGCACAAAUGGAGAAACUGGCCCUCAGGGAAAACAGGGCAGCCGUGGGUUAAAGGGCAACCGGGGAUCAGAUGGACGAAACGGCAAACCAGGACCCAGAGGGAACAAGGGUCGGACUGGAGAGAGGGGCCACGCUGGCCAACCUGGCCCUUCGGGUUUGCCGGGGCCACCUGGACCAGAGGGAGCAGAAGGAAAGCCUGGUACACAGGGUCCCUCAGGUGCAGCUGGCAGUGCUGGCAGUAAAGGGCUGACGGGCUUUCAAGGAAUUGCUGGAGACGGAGGAGCAGAUGGCCCUCCAGGUUCUCCGGGGCCUCUGGGGAAACCAGGACCCCCAGGUUUGCCAGGACCCCCGGGAGACAAGGGUUUCACAGGGAAGCCAGGCAUGGAGGGACCUCAGGGCCCAGUAGGCAUGUAUGGUAUCCCGGGGAACGUGGGCAUGCGUGGACCUUCAGGGUUCACAGGAGAAAGGGGUGAGCCAGGUUUACGAGGUUUACCUGGCCCUGUUGGGAAGCCAGGACCUGCAGGUCUGCCGGGUCCCCUUGGAGAGAAAGGACCCCGGGGACCUCAGGGUCGACCUGGAGAUGAAGGAACCAAAGGGAUACAGGGCCCACCAGGCCCUCCAGGUCUUCCAGGUGUUGAUGGGACAACUGGUAAACCUGGACCCAGGGGAAGCCAAGGGGCCCCAGGACCCCAUGGGCCACAUGGACCAGCAGGAAUCCCAGGGCCACCGGGUGUGGAUGGAUUAUUAGGAGCAGCAGGGGAAAGAGGACACAAGGGUUUACCUGGCUUACCUGGUGAUUCUGGCCCCACAGGACAAGAUGGACAACAGGGACUCCCUGGCCAAACAGGAACUGAAGGUCCACCUGGACGGAAAGGAGACCAGGGAGACAUAGGGCCUUGUGGGAAACUCGGUCCUCCAGGGAUUCCAGGAGAGAGAGGAUUUGAGGGCCCAAAAGGCUUACAGGGAGCACCCGGACCAGUGGGUAAAGAGGGUGAUGUCGGGCAUCCUGGUGAAACUGGAGAUCCUGGAGCCAAAGGGGACAAGGGAGAGGUAGGACCUCUAGGUUUGUCUGGUCGAGAAGGCCCUUGGGGAGACCUCGGAGAAAACGGCAAAAGGGGCCCAAAGGGGGAGAAGGGCCACAUUGGACUAAUGGGUGAACCGGGGCUGAUGGGUGAAGUGGGACCUGCAGGUCUGGCGGGGUUACAGGGAAUCACAGGCCCUCGAGGACCCCCGGGACUAGAUGGACCUCAGGGUCAGAAGGGGGAUUCUGGGCCUGUAGGAAUUACUGGACCACCGGCGUUAAGGGGCCUUCAGGGAACAACUGGUGCACGUGGUGUCAGAGGAGACACAGGGGGGCUGGGACCACCUGGUCCAGUAGGACAAGUUGGACCUCAGGGAGACCAAGGUGCUAAAGGGGAAUCAGGGCCACAGGGACUGAAGGGAGUGUCGGGAGCUCCCGGUCCACCAGGAGAGCAGGGUGAGGAUGGUCUGCCAGGAAUCCGAGGUCCCCCGGCUCUGCCAGGGUUUGAGGGGCCUACUGGAGAGAUUGGACCCCAGGGUUCCCCAGGUCCCACAGGGGCUCCUGGAGUGCAAGGAAGACCAGGACCUGAGGGGAAUCUGGGCAUGAAAGGAGAGAAGGGAGACAAUGGCAAGAAUGGAUCACCAGGGAAGACAGGUCAUGUUGGAAGGAGGGGGAAACGCGGGAAGGCUGGAGUCAGAGGGACCAGAGGAGACAGAGGACCAAAGGGCGAAAAGGGAGACACAGGACAGGUUGGCCUUCCCGGGUGGCCCGGGCUCAUCGGAAUCCCGAGCUUACGUGGAGAACCAGGGGAUCAAGGGGAAAAGGGGAAAGAGGGUGAGAAAGGAGACAUGGGACUUCCUGGGCCACCUGGAGUUGAUGGCAUGAAGGGUAUUCGUGGUCCUGUUGGGUUGCCAGGUCCACUGGGCCUGAAGGGAGAGCAGGGAAAUAUUGGUCUACCAGGACCCAGGGGUACACCCGGGAUGCCAGGACUGCCUGGUUUGUUUGGAUUGAAGGGUUUGAAAGGCUACCAAGGUUUGCCUGGUCUGCCCGGCAGGAGGGGGCUUCCAGGUCCACCUGGAGUUCCUGGACCCCCAGGACAGUCACUGAACAUGACGUUGACUCAAAUUAAGGACCUGAUGUAUGUGUCCGAUAAGCCCAACUAUCCUCUGAUCCAGACUCUGCUAGAUUCUCUGCAGCAGGAGCUUCGGCUACUGGUGGAUCCUCCUGAUGGCAGCAAAGAGCAUCCUGCCACCACCUGUCUGGAGCUCUGGUUCUGUCACCCUGAAUACAGCAGUGGAAUGUAUUACAUUGACCCCAACCAGGGCAGCCCAGCCGACGCUCUGCUGGCCUACUGCAGCUUCUCUUCCACAUCAAAACAGACCUGCCUUCAUCCUCAAGACUCUCAGUUGAUCAUGAAAGCCUGGAUGGAAGAAUUUUCUGAAGAAGGAUCUUUUCAGUGGCUCAGCAGGCUGGAGCGGGGCUUUCAGUUUUACUAUCCAGGUGCUAAUGUGGUCCAGAUGCGUUUUCUGAGGUUGCACAGUAGCACUGCCAUCCAGAAGAUGACCUACUCCUGCCAUCCAGGACACAGACUGGGUCAGACAGACAGAGACGUCAAAUUCCUCACUGACACAAGGAAGCAAAGUUACCUCGGAGCACUUAAAGACUGUGUGCCUGGAGAGGAGACCGUUUCUGGAACAAGGGAGUCUGUGUUUGAGUUCGAGGACCUCCAGCUGCUUCCCCUCAGAGACGUAGCAGUAAUGGGAGGGGAAAACUUCACACACCAGUUUGGCUUCACUGUCGGACCGGUGUGUUUCAGCUAGAAGAUGCUAGAAAGCUGUGCUGUCCCGGAAGACUCACAGGUCCAGGACAAAAAAACCUCUGUUCAAAUCAUGGACCCCAAUAGUGGAAUAACUGGAACAUCUAUUCCAAUUUCUGAAGAUGUCACCUCCUUUUUUGGGGGAUUUGAUCUCUCAAGUUAAAGUGACUCCGUAUUCAUGAAUUUGAGGGGACACAAGCGUCCCCCGGCUUUUUUCACGGAGAAGUCAAUUUUGUUUACAGAGACGUUUAUCUUGUAUUGAAUAAUUUAAAAAUGUAUGUCUUUUUAUCCUUUAUAUACAAUGUUUUUUUAUUUUUGUUCUAUAUUUUGGGCUGCCAUCAUAGCCUGCCCAUUGUGUAGAUAACAGUCAGACUGUCCUUACUGACCCCUUAACAAUGUGUUCUGCAUUAGGGACACAGCUACUGUUGUCCCAUUGGCCGUACGUGACCAGGUCAGUAAACUCUCUCACUGUCAGUCCACUACUUUAAUACUGUAAGUGAUCUCAGAUGUGUCACUUUUUCUUAAGGUGCUGAUCAAGUUUCAUUUGAAAGGCCGUCAUUUAUUUAAUCCCACAAACAAUAGAGGGGAUAGUCAUAUUGUCUUAUACAUACUUGUUUCUGUCUGUUGUCAACUGCAAGACCAAAUCUCCUCAUUUUGUUAAAUAUACAAAACAUUGUUUAUUUUUUUUACAGUUUAAAAAAAUGUUAUAGUUUUUUUCUCAGGUAUCAUACAUUACUGAUAUUCACAUGGGCACUGAAGCUGCUGUUGCCACAGUAUGUUGGUCAGUUUUAGACUUUAGCAAUAAAACAAGACUUAAAGAUGUUAGAUUAGAAAUGUUACAGGUUAAAUCCAUAAAAAGACCAAAACCAAAAAUGUGUCCUACCAACAAGUAUCGUUUGUAGCCAAAUAUAUCUUCAUCCCCGGUGCCGUAGAGCUCAAUUUGUGCACAUGUUCCUUCAUUACCUUGAACCAACAGACUAGUUUAUUUUGACUCAAUCCUAUACACUGUCCUGCUUCCCCAAACAGUCCCCAACAAAUUCACUAUUUAGUCCUGUUAGAUUAACAUUUGCUAAAAACUACAGUAACCAGCUGUUAGGAAAUCACUGACAGCUGGUUACUGACAUAUUACUAUAUUACUGACUAUAUAUUACGAGCUGUUGUUAAAGGUUUGCACAGUGGUUUUACACACAGCUUCCACAGACACAAAUAUGAAACUAUUGAGAGACAGACGUAUGGUUGGUUUUCUCUUUUAAGAGAUUUAUUGACAAUAAGAAAAUAAUACAGUGACAUCAGACUUGUCCUUUAAACUAGUAAACUGUUGCACACUGUUAUCAAAAAACGGAGAGGAAAACAUUUCUCUGUAGAUCUACAUUAAACUGCAGUGGCUAACUUUUAUUAAAAAAAAUAAACUUUUUGUCAGAUUUGCUGAAACUUUACUAACAGUAGUUUAGGAGUCAGAUAAUAUGUGAGAAAGUUCAGGUUCCUCUGGUUCCUCCUAGUGCCAUUUGCAAGAAUCCCUCGGGCCUGAAUGAAAACAACCAAUCAGAGCCAAGAAAGAUGUUGACUAUUGUGCCUCAUUCCCAGGUCAUCAAAUACCGGCACUUUGGGUGGUGGCUUGAGGCUUUGAGACGCAAUGCAUUGGUAUUUGAUGACCUGGGAAUGGAGUUAUAGAAAGAGCCAGUGGAACCGGAUAUUUUUCCACAGUAUCUGUACUAACUGUCAGGGUAUAGUGACCGUUUCAGCAAAUAUGACAACAUUAUUUUUACCUACUGCAACAACAAUACAUGAACAGCAUCUUAUAAAGUCACCAGCUACAUGAACCUUUCACAAAAGGGGUCAAAUCACAGGAACACUUGAUUUAAUUCAAAAUACAUACAUAAAAAGAUUAAUCAUCAUAUAUUAUUGAAAAACGACUGCAGGACGAAAUAGGGGCAAGGUACUGCCUUCCAAACAAAAAUCGGUUAACAUGAACACGAUGCUAGACUGAAAAAUGAAGUGAGACAAAAUGGCAGUUCAGUCUAAUUAUCAAGCUACUAUUUCCCCCUACGUUCCUGAAGAUCCAUGACAGAAACAAAGCUGCUUAAAGUUUAGUGCUGACAGUGUACCACAGUUUAUCACGUUUUCAUGACUUUUCAUUCUGCUAGGUACCUGUCCAAUUGGCUCACACUAGAUUAUUUACUGUUUUAACAAUAGAAAAGUUCAAUUCAAGUGUUUUGAGAUUCUCUCUUUUGUGUUAUUCUCAUAUAAACCAAAGACUGGAUUUAGGCAGCCAGAGAGCUUACAGAUCCACCAGUUCCCUCCCAGGAAAUACUGCAAUUUAUUUCACUGUACUGUAAAGAUCAUGCUUAAGUUUGGCUGUAGAAAAAGUUGCCGGACUAGUACCCUGAGCUACUCUGACCCCGUGGUGAAAAAAAUGUGCCUAUUCCCUCCCGCUUAGCAUUGAGUAAUUGCUGUCGACCUGAAUUUCUGCUUCGUUCAAUCUGAGAAGUGCUUGGGUCCAGAGAAAAGAAAGCAAGCCUGGGAGCUUCUCAGCAGAAUCAGGAUUUGGUGUUUGUGUCCCAGAGGCGGUCAGCAGUGAGUGAUGAGCAGUGUGGCGUACAGUCUGCAGGGAGGAGAGGAUUCAUUUGAGUGAGAUCUCAGGGAGUUUGUGGUGAGAGCGGAGUCUGCCGGCUAUGCAGCAGGAAAAACACCAAAACUUCAUUUUCUUACUUCGCACCAAAUUCUCAGCUGUUGUUCAAGAGGCUGCCGGGGCUAUAUAACAGGGAAGAAAUGUCCUUAAUCCUAAUCUCAACCAGACCAACUGGAUUAAAGUUUAAGCAUUUUAGCCACGGGUUUGCAAUUCUGGCCUGGUGUUUUAUAUUCAAUGUUUAAUUUUUGUAUUUAGAUUUGUCAUAUCAUCAUUCCAUAUGAUUGCCUUAGCUGGCUGAGACUGAUCAUUGUUACUUAAUUUGUUUUGUACAAAUUAUCAUUUUUAAAAAAAUAUGAAAUGACAUGCUGGACAUUUGUCUUGUGAGAUCCCGUCAUCAGCUCAUUCAAAGAAUUGUGUCAGCUGAAUAAAAAAAAAUACAUAACCAAA